AUGGCCCCUACGAAGCCAACUCUCCAUCCUCUCAAAACUCCAAAAAGCACGACAUUCCCGUCGGAGAUUCAAAGUGGCUCUCUUUCGUCUCCGUCAGAUACAAAGCGUGAAGAUGCAAUGUCCACUCCAAUCACGCCUCCUGUCGCAUAUGCGGAAUUCUUGAAAGCCCUUACGCCAGUGUUUACCAGUCCAGUCAGUCCAGGGACCAGCUUCCCCAAAUUUCCCAUCGAGAGGACCUACACAUCUACGUCACAGCCGUCUAGCGCAACAACCGGUUCAUUUCCUAGUGGCGAUGCAAUCAAAUCUGCUUCUGCAACCUUUUCACCUCAGUCUCCGACAGCUCCCCCUCUUUCUGCAAAAGGAUCGAGCGCGCGAAGACGUUUGAAAAUAUCACCCGUCAAGGGGCCUUCUACGGCAUUCUCGCCGACUACAGACUCUCCGAAAAGCGCUUCGACCGUCAAGUCUCCAUUUUCACCAUCAGAUUGGAAGCUUCGGUAUUUUGAAACCACAAGAAGCACGUCUGGAAAGCCAGUAAGCGUACGCCAAGUAGUGACUCGCACUGUCACCUACAAGCGGACGCCGCUGGAUCCUCCCCCAAAGGGCAAACGGAGGAAAACCAACGAAUCUUAG
Molecule: messenger RNA, 630 nt
Organism: Rasamsonia emersonii CBS 393.64
Lineage: Eukaryota; Fungi; Ascomycota; Eurotiomycetes; Eurotiales; Trichocomaceae
Exons: 1
Coding region: 1-630 (209 amino acids)
Source: RefSeq, a predicted model, not a curated record